Hansenula ciferrii is the source of this 1197-nucleotide messenger RNA. RefSeq lists its product as uncharacterized. NCBI's taxonomy places the organism in Eukaryota, Fungi, Ascomycota, Saccharomycetes, Phaffomycetales, Wickerhamomycetaceae. The record is from RefSeq and is a predicted model, not a curated record. The coding region runs from base 1 to 1197 and encodes 398 amino acids. The transcript is spliced from 2 exons.
AUGUCUCAAAUAUGGAACUUUUUACAGAAAGACAAUGUUGAUUACUUCAAUCAUCAUUUGCAACCAGAACAAACAAAACAUUCAAAAGAAUCAGAUUCCACAAUUGAUGGAGAUGCUGAGAAUAUUGAACAGAAAGAUGAAAGUUUUAAUAAUCAAUUAAAGAAGAAAUUAUCCAAUUUGAAAACACAAAAGAAGAAGAAUAAACGUCAUGAUGUUGAUUGUGAGAAUAAAGUCGUUAAUGAUCAUCCAUACGUUAAACAAGAUGAAAACGCAAGUUGUGAUUGUCUAAUUGAUGAACAAGAUGAUCAAGUUAAUGAAAUUGUUUCACCAAUAAUUAUAAAAUCAGGAACUACUGGUACAACUUCACAACAAGCUCAUCAAUCUAUUGAUUCUCAUUUGUUAUCACCAAGUUCAAUGUCAACCACGUCAUCAUCUUUUAUAUUUGAAAGAAAUGUUCAAGAUCAAAUUCAAAUGUCAAACUGCUCUUUAAGUAGAAGAAAUUCAUCAAAUCCUUUAGCAAGAAGUCAAAGUUAUUCAUCACAAUCUUCAAUUCCAACACAUUUGAAUUCUGAAUUUUUCAUACCCCAAGUUCUAGAUGCAACAGCUGAAGUAUUGAGUGAUCCAAAUUAUGAAGAUAUUGAAGUGAUUCAAUCUAAUAGUAAUCAUGUUUCUUCUGCUUUAUUAGAUCAACAUAAGAAUUCUAUUUCGAACUCAACAAUAUAUCAAUCACCAAAUAAUUCUUCACAUCCAGGAAUGGGUAAUAGAAGAAUGUCAAGAUCUUUACCUAUAUCAAGAAGACAAAGUUCAUGUUCACCAUUAAGUCCAAUUUCAACAAUUUCAAAUUCCACUUCAACUAAUCCAAAUGUUGAUUAUUCAGAUAAGAAAAAAUUAAAUUUUUAUUCAUUUGCUGAUUUAUUAAAUGAUGAAACUGAUACUGGAUUAAUUUCACCAAAUUCACCAAUUCAAAAUUCUUCAACAUAUGGAUCAAAGCAAAAUAUCUCUACUUUACAACAACUAAGAGAUCCAUUUCAAGGAAGUGAUUCUCAUCAUUCUAUAACAAGUUCAAAUAUAAAUACAUCACCAAAACAACAAUUUUUAUCAAGUCAAACUUCAAACCAAUUACCAAUUUUAUCAAAAACUUCAUCAAUAAAGGAAAUUUUACUCGAAAGUCAAAAUGAAUUAGAAAAAGGGCAUUAA